Molecule: messenger RNA, 1095 nt
Organism: Mesorhabditis belari
Lineage: Eukaryota; Metazoa; Nematoda; Chromadorea; Rhabditida; Rhabditidae
Source: the annotation of a GenBank genome assembly
AUGAGGAUCUCUUCUCAAAAAUACGGCUUUUUGGUGUUGCUAAUCUUUCCAAUACUCUGGUUUAUUGCACCCUGCCAUCGUCCAAGUUUGUCCGUUAAAUAUCUUAGUCCUCAGAAAAAGACUCAUGGCAUUCACAAGCCUCAAGUUAUGAGUACGAUGCGAGCGACGGUGCAACAAACUCUUAAAGUUGUAAAGCCAAUAAUGGUCACGAAAAAACCAAUAACUGGUUGCAAGCCCGCUGAACUCCCAGAUCAGGAUCUCUAUCGAAAGAUUUUGCAAGAUCACGAAAAAUUCAUCCUAAAAGCCCCGAAACCGCCCUCUCCAAACACUACUUUUGUUGUUUUUGUCAUUCAUUCCGUAAAUAACACGAAAGUUCGAAAAGAGAUUCGCGAAACUUGGCUCAAUCCUAAUGAAAGUAAAGUGAUCCGGAACGGAUCCGCACAAUAUUAUUUCAUUGUCGGAAAACCGAGAAACCCAGAAAAUCUCUUCGAGAGCGAUGUCCUUUAUACGAAUAUUUCGGAAAUAUAUCCGAAUUUAGUGUUGAAAGAGUUAAUAGCGUACCUUUGGUUGGUGAAACAUAAAAAGAACGGGCAAAUGUUAAAGAUCGAUGGAAAGGAUACGGUGGCGAACUUGGAUCGGCUUUCCUCACAGGUCAAAUGGAAUGAGCAGAAAAUCUCGUGUCUCCUCUGGGAUCCCGUUCAACCGAAUCGAAACAUUUGUAGUCCUUGGUACGUCCCCUUGAAGCACUAUUACAAACCGGUUUAUCCACGGUAUUGCGGUGGACCAGCGUACAUGAUUCCAAUACGCCAACUCAAGAAGUUACUCAGCCAUGCGAGUAAUCAUUCGGCUCUCGUUGUUGAGGACGUCUUUUUCACUGGCGUUUUGGCUUUCAAAGCUCGAGUGAAGAGAAAAAAUCUUGGCGAGAUUUUUCGAACCUAUUGUCCACAAAGAAAGGCAAAAACUCUAAAGAUCUUUCAACGUCGAGCAAUCGCUUGUUCUAAGUCCAAAAAAAUGGUCACCUCCGUUUUGUCGCGUCAUUGCUAUAAUCGAAAGCGUAAAGAGAUUUGGGAUCUAUUGAAAAAUGGCACAUGCACG